This is a messenger RNA of Cryphonectria parasitica EP155, 5460 nucleotides long. RefSeq lists its product as uncharacterized. Gene Ontology annotation, cellular component: microtubule; kinesin complex. The transcript has 3 exons. Gene Ontology annotation, molecular function: ATP hydrolysis activity; ATP binding; microtubule motor activity. Lineage: Eukaryota; Fungi; Ascomycota; Sordariomycetes; Diaporthales; Cryphonectriaceae. Gene Ontology annotation, biological process: microtubule-based movement; cytoskeleton-dependent intracellular transport. Bases 1 to 5460 code for a protein of 1819 amino acids. The record is from RefSeq and is a predicted model, not a curated record.
AUGGCAGGCGGCGGUGGUAAUAUCAAGGUGGUGGUGAGGGUGCGGCCCUUCAACGGGAGAGAAAUCGACCGAGGCGCAAAAUGUAUCGUCGAAAUGAAGGGCGACCAGACCGUCCUCACACCGCCUCCCGAUUCGCCCGCCGCGAAAGGCGGCAAAGACCACGGCCAGAAGGUGUUCGCCUUUGAUCGGUCGUACUGGUCUUUCAACAAGGACGACUCAAACUAUGCCGGGCAGGAGAACCUCCACGACGAUCUGGGCAAGCCAUUGCUCACCAACGCCUUUGCGGGUUACAACAACUGUAUCUUUGCGUACGGCCAGACCGGUUCGGGGAAAUCGUACUCGAUGAUGGGCUAUGGCAAGGAACACGGCAUCAUCCCUAAGAUCUGUCAGGACAUGUUCGAGAGGAUCAAGGAUAUACAGGCGGCGGACCCCAACACACGGUGUACGGUCGAGGUGUCGUACCUGGAAAUCUACAACGAGAGGGUCAAGGACCUGUUGAACCCAGGCACCAAGGGGAACCUCAAAGUCCGCGAGCACCCGUCGACCGGCCCCUACGUCGAGGAUCUCGCCAAGCUCGUGGUCGGCAGCUUCGAGGAGAUCGAGAACCUCAUGGACGAGGGCAACAAGGCCCGGACGGUCGCCGCCACUAACAUGAAUGCGACAUCCAGCCGAAGUCACGCCGUCUUUACCCUGAUGCUUACCCAGAAGAAACUCGACACCGAGACCAAGAUGGAGGCGGAAAAAGUGGCCAAGAUCAGCCUCGUCGAUCUGGCUGGUUCCGAGAGGGCGACGUCCACCGGGGCCACGGGUGCUCGUCUCAAAGAAGGUGCCGAGAUCAACAGGUCGCUGUCGACGCUCGGCCGUGUGAUUGCUGCCCUGGCCGAUCUCUCCACCGGCAAGAAGAAGAAGGGCGCAGCUGCGCAGGUGCCAUAUCGAGAUUCGGUACUCACAUGGCUGCUGAAGGACUCGCUUGGCGGCAACAGUAUGACUGCCAUGAUCGCAGCCAUCAGUCCUGCUGACAUCAACUAUGACGAGACUCUCAGCACGCUCCGGUACGCCGACUCGGCCAAGCGCAUCAAGAACCACGCCGUUGUCAACGAGGACGCCAACGCCCGCAUGAUCAGGGAGCUCAAGGAGGAGCUGGCGCUGCUGCGGAGCAAGCUUGGAGGCGGCGCUGCUGGCGCUGGAGGCGUCGGAGGAGGCGCGGUCCCGGCAGAUGAGGUGUACGCCGAGGGCACGCCGCUCGAGCAGCAGAUGGUGACCAUCACCGCGCCCGACGGCUCCAAGAAGAAGGUGUCCAAGGCAGAGAUUGCAGAGCAGCUGAGCCAGAGCGAGAAGCUGCUGUCCGACCUCAACCAGACCUGGGAGCAGAAGAUGACCAAGACCGAGGAGAUCCACAAGGAGCGGGAGGCCGCCCUGGAGGAGCUCGGCAUCAGCAUCGAGAAGGGCUUCAUCGGCCUGAGCACGCCCAAGAAGAUGCCCCAUCUGGUCAACCUGUCGGACGACCCGCUCCUUGCAGAAUGUCUCGUCUACAAUCUGAAACCUGGUACCACAACUGUCGGCAACGUGGAGGAGUCGGAGACGAACGCGGACAGCCACCUGGGCAUCAAGCUGAAGGGGACACGCAUCCUGCCAGAGCACUGCUCCUUUGAGAACAACGCUGCAGACGGCACCGUGACACUGAUACCAGCAGAAGGCGCCGCUGUUAUGAUCAACGGCAAGCGGAUUACGGAGCCACAGCAGCUGCAUUCGGGCUACCGUGUGAUCCUGGGCGACUUCCAUAUCUUCCGAUUCAAUCACCCCAUGGAGGCCCAGGCCGAGCGGGCAGAGAGGACGGAGACGCAGAGGCAUAGUCUGCUACGCCAAUCCGUCACGGCCAGCCAGCUGCAGGCCCUCGAUCGUGAGAGGACCACAUCGCCGACGCCGAGCCCGAGGCUUGCAAGCCACGAGCGGAGCUACAGCAAGGGUGGUGGUGGUGGCUCAGAGGUCGGCAGCGGCAGCGGUGGCGACAGCCGACCAGAGUCGCCAGCACCUCGUGGUCGGGACUCGGACUGGUCCUUUGCGCGCAGGGAAGCUGCAGGCGCUAUCCUUGGCUCCGACCAGAACUUCACCAAGUUGACAGACGAGGAGCUCAACGCUCUCUUCGAGGAGGUGCAGCGGGCCCGAGCGGAGCGUGUCGUCGUAGGCAAGGAAGGGGACGAAGACAUGGACUCUGUGAACUCGUACCCCGUGCGAGAGAAGUACAUGUCGACCGGCACCAUCGACAACUUCUCGCUGGACACGGCGCUCACCAUCCCCUCGACGCCCAAGCAGGCCGACUCGGAUGACAAGAUGAUGCGUGACGCUCGUGAGGAGAUGCAGGCCCAGCUGGACAGGCAGAGGGAGGAGUUCCAGGACCAGCUGAGGACGGCCGGCGCCGCCAACGUGGAGGUCGAGGAGGUCAGAAAAGAGAAGGCGCAGAUGGAAGAGACGCUGAAGAAGAUGAAGGAGGAUAUGCAGAAACAGCUCGAGGUCCAGAAGCGCGAGUUCGAGGCCAAGAUAGAGAAGCUCGACCCGCUCAAGAGGCCCAAGGCGAACCCGAAGCUGUCCGAGGCGGAGAUGGCGCUGGGCAGACGUGUGGUCCAGCACUGGCGCGGCCGGCGGUACGUGCAGAUGGCCGAAUCGGUCCUGCAGCACGCAGCGACGCUGAAGGAGGCCCAGAUCAUGAGCCAGGAGCUGGACGAGAGCGUCGUCUUCCAGUUCUGUGUCGUGGACGCGGGCCACACGCUCAUCUCCUCGUACGACAUGAUCCUGACAGGUGGUGAAGGGGACGAUUUUGCGCUAGAGCAGGCCAUCAAGCCGUGCAUCGGCGUUCGGGUGGUGGAUUACAAGCACAACGUCGUGCACCUCUGGAGCCUGCACAAGUUGCAUGACCGUGUGCGCCAGAUGCGCCAGAUGCACCAGUACCUGGACCAGCCGGAGUACGCACAACAUCUGAGCCUGGACAAUCCCUUCCUCGAGACGUGCAUGCCCCAGUACACACUCGUUGGCGAGGCAGACGUCCCUCUCAAGGCUGUCUUCGAGAGCCGGGUGCAGGAUUUCCACCUCGACGUGCUGUCACCGCACACGUCGCAUGCGAUUGGCAUCAUCAGGCUGUCGCUGGAGCCCUCUGCUGCAAGGGCGCCGUCCAACUCGAUCAAGUUUAACGUGGUCAUGCACGAGAUGGUCGGGUUUGCCGAGCGAGAAGGCACAGAGGUGCAUGCGCAGCUCUUUAUCCCGGGCAUCUCGGAAGAGGAUGGCAUCACCACCACCCAGAUGGUCAAAGAUUUCGACGAAGAGCCGCUACGGUUCGAGAGCGUGCACUGCAUGAACGUGCCCCUCUUUGCACCGUCAGAUGUCGUCUUGCGGGUCGCCAUCUUCGCAAGGGUGUCGUCCAUGCAUCUGGAUAAGCUCCUCAGCUGGGACGACAUGCGAGAUGCGGUGCCGACCUCGAGAAGCCAGCCCAAGUCGGCCCGGAUCAAUGAGUCACACUUCUACACGGAAGAAAAGCACGACCUGCUGUCGCGGGUGCAGAUCCUCGAGAUGGACGAGAAUGGCGAGUAUGUACCUGUAGAGGUGGCGCAGACGAGCGAGCUGGACCACGGGACUUUCCAGCUGCACCAGGGCCUCCAGAGACGGAUCACCAUCAACCUGACGCACAGCUCGGGCGAUAUGCUGCCAUGGGACGAUGUUGUGUCGAUACGUGUUGGCAAGAUCCAGCUGGUCGAUGCUGCAGGAAAGAAUCCCGACAUGGGGUCCAUCUCUCCCAACAUUGCGCUCAAGCUCGCCUCGGACCCUGUCUUUCGAAACAACGCCAAUGGCACCCGCAGCAUCACCAUCACUGGCCAGUGGGACUCUAGCCUGCACAACUCACUCCUACUCGACCGCACAACAGGAGACAAGUACCGCGUCCAGAUGACCAUCUCUUGGGAAAUCGCGUCCCAGAAGCUGGCUGAGCCUAUGCGCUUCUCCAUGAACGUCUUUUGCCAGAUCCUGUCCCGCUCCUUUGUCCGGCAGACCUCCAUGUUCUCGGCGCUCUGGCAGCAGGUCCGCUUCGUCCACUCCAGCACGGCCAUCUAUACCCUCAAGAUGAGGCCCGCGCCCAUCAAGCGCGUUGGCGACCUGUGGCGGAUGAACAGCCUGCACGACUACGUCAAGGGCGAGGAGAACCUGACCACAUGGACCCCGCGUGGUGUGUCUCUGAUUAGCGACUACAUUGGCUCCCGCAAGAAGCGCAGGCGGAUCGCCGAAAUUGGGGCGAUGCAAAACUUUCUGAAGAAGAUCGGGCUGCCCGAGCCACGGGUGCAUCUCAACGGAGCCGGUGGACAUGGUGACGAUGAGGAUAUCGUGCCUCCUAGGUCACGAGGGGAUGGUGAUGAUGAUGAUGAUGAUGAUGUCGACUCGAUCGACGAGCUGUUGGUGGAGACGCCGGACGUUUCGCAGGUGCUGGACUUUGAGACCGGCGCGGAACCGGCAGUUGGCGAUGGUGCUGAGCAGAAGCAGCAGCAGCAGCAGGUCAGCGGAGAGGAGUCUCAAGAUGCAAAGGCAAAGGACGACAACGACUCGUCACCACGAGCCGAAGGGGACCAGCUCAAUGGUGCACAGCGAGAAGAACAACAGGACGAGGUGACGGAGGAGCCACAGCCAUCGGAACCUCGUCCUCCCAAGUCCGAGUUCUCUGAGCAUGAAACCUACAUCCUGGAGAGGUGCCUGAAACUGUGGAAGAGCUACCCUGACCCCCUCACCCAGAUUCUCAGCGAGGACAACACCAAGCCUCCGGCGAGCGGCGACCCCCACACGCCCGCACCGCCUGAGCUCGUGGCGACCAUCAUCCGCGUGCCCAAGAACCCCACCAUGCUCAAGGGCGGGUACCUGCUGGUGCCAAGCAGCGACUCGACACGCUGGAUCAAGCGCUUUGUCGAGCUGCGGCGACCGUACCUCCACAUACACAACGUCACCGACGGAGAAGAGGUGGCGAUCGUCAGCCUGCGCAACUCGCGUGUCGACAGCCAGCCUGGCAUCCUCGGCCUGUUGAACGGCAACGACGACGACGACGAAAACGGCAGCCUGGACCUGAACAAUGCCCUGGACGCAUCGCCCCAGCAGGUACGCUCGCCUGUGCGCAACGAACAGACACACCGCCGGACUGCCUCGGGCCGCAUCUCCACCAUAUGGACGGGCAACGUCGGCCCCACGACACCCAGCAGCAGCAACAACAACAGCAACGGCGUGACGUCGGGGCUGGCGAAGCUGUCGAGCAGGCUGCAGGCGGCCGUGUUUGCAAUCUACGGGACGGACAACACGUGGCUGUUUGCGGCGCGGUCGGAGCGCGACAAGCUGGACUGGAUCUUCAAGAUCGACCAGAGCUACUUCUCCUCGAGCGCGAGCGCGAGUGCGGAUGGUAGUAGGGCGGAGAGCCCGAGUUUGGGCGGUGGUUAUUGA